AACGUUUUUCAGAAGGAAGUUCUUCAAAACUGUUUUGCUAUAAAGCAUCCAGAACGUGACUUUAAAUUUCUUUUUUGUGCUUUAGAUUUAAAAUUUCGUGGUUUUUCAAAGAGGCAUCAUGAUGUCGACUAAAUUAGAAGCCGUUCAACUGGAUUCCAUCCGUUUGGACGCUGAUGAUAUAGAAGUGAAAACUGAGAGUGUUGAGCCAAUAGAUGCAAUGGCAUCUUCUAAAUCUGAGCCCAUGCUUAUAACAAUUACAGGUGUUGGAAAAAAAACGUCUUCACGACUAAAAAAGUUUGAAAUUGAAAUUAACAUUGUGACUGGACGUCGCUCCAUUGGCGUCAACAGCGAGGACGAGCGUGUGGAUUAUCAUAAUAAUGGACAUACAGACGAAGAUGAAAGUGAUAUUUCGUGCGAUGAGUGUGAAGUUGACGAUAACACUGUAUGUAGUGAAGAUGAUAGGAAGGAACUCGCUGAUGACACUGAAUGCAGUGACUAUUGCGACAGUGACUUUCAUUCUAAUAUUGACGUUAACUUGUUGAUGACUCCGGUUCCAAAUAAUGCUUUUCUUAGAAAUCGUAAUGGAAAUAAAAUUAAAGUUAUUAUACAAUCUCCGCAACAAAGUGCAAAACAACCUCCCGUUUGCUUUAACGGUUCUAAUAUUUUGGAAAAUACAAAUGUGGCUACACCAAUAGUUCCAGAAGAAAACAAUGAUUCUGAGAAUCGCCUUAAAACCAUACUCAUUAUUAUGUAUGUUGUGUUAUAUUUAGUAUGGAUUUACAAAUAUUUCUGAAUUAUAUUUUUAUAAUAUAUAAAUUAAUUAUAUUGAAAAUAUA
Messenger RNA from Teleopsis dalmanni, 836 nucleotides. RefSeq lists its product as uncharacterized. The record is from RefSeq and is a predicted model, not a curated record. Lineage: Eukaryota; Metazoa; Arthropoda; Insecta; Diptera; Diopsidae. The transcript has 4 exons. Bases 119 to 793 code for a protein of 224 amino acids.